GUUAGCGCGUGCGCAGCCGCCGCCGAGGGCCGCGCGGCCGCCGCUCUCCGCAGUCGCCCAGCGGCGCCCAACCCGCCGUCUGCAACCACCUGCUGAGGCCGAGCCACAGGCAACGCGUAACCUGCAGCACCAAGGUGUUCGCAGAGGUUAUUCGAGAGGAUAAAAAGCUGUCGCAUCAUGCCGUUAGAAACGUCUCUGGAGAUUUCACUUCGGUGGUCGUUUGGAUGGUCCAGAAGUUCCAGUGAUCUACUCCACUGAUUAUGGGCAGUCAUCAAGGCUUGUGGCUGUUUUCUCUGCUGCAAGAGCUGCUGAAGAGUGCGUCCUCUGUCGAAAUAAUUGAAGACUUUACCUUGUAGCAUGAACAGUGACAAAAUAUGAACUGUGUGUCUUUGAAACCAAAAUUGGUAUAAAUUCAUUUAUUUAAACGGUAUAAUUUAUGGAAAAGAUUCCGUUCAACUUUGAUGAGUGACCAAAGCGAUUAAUUACCAAACAUUAUUUACAGACUUCUAUCCGACUGCAAGCCUAGUAAAAUAUAAUUUGGUUGUUUGCUCUAAUGGAGGAAAUUUAUCUGAAAACUCGCUUCAAAAUUUUUAUAGCAAUUAACAUAACUCAGAGAUUUUUUUCCGAAUUUAAGCGGAUUAUACCACGAACAAGGAAUAGUAACCCAAAUUUUCCGAAGAGUUUUCCCAUUUUACACGAUAAUGAAGAAGAAAUAUCUGCGACAAAAUGACUCUCAGGCAAUCUGUUGAUGUUUCAGUGUGGUGUUACACUUACGUGGAACUAGUACCUGAAAAAUUUCCCUUAAGUGGUUUAAAAAGUGACUCCAGUGGUUAAGUGGCGGUUGUAAAGUAGACUAUGAGCGACGUCUCCCAAGACUCCGUGCAGCUAGGACGUGGCCUUUCACUCUGCCGUGCAGAGCGCCAGAGGCAGAUGGGAACGUAACUGAGCGAGUCCACCACAAUGGAGAUGGACGCCGAAGUGCAGGCGCUGCUGAAUGCGACAAGGUGGGAUGCGGAAGAGUUGCGCUGCUACCUGGGGGCGGCGGAGGUGGCUACAGGGGGCGCCGCUGGAGACAGCGGAGGCGGUUCUGGGGUCGGUCUCGGAGGAGGGGGCGGCGUGUGCCCGCAUUCCUGGGACCGACUGCUCUGUUGGCCGCCAACCAAGGCCAACACUGCCGCCGUCCUGCCGUGCUUCGCCGAACUCAAUGGCAUCCCCUACGACACGUCUCAGAACGCGUCGCGGUGGUGCCACGCGAACGGCACGUGGGACGGCUACAGCAACUACUCGCUGUGCCGCGACCUCAGCCAGCUGCCGGCCGCGGACCGCGUCGAGGUGGCGACGGCGCUCUACUACGCCGGCUACACGCUGUCGCUCGUCGCCCUCUCCGUCGCCGUCUGCAUCUUCCUCUACUUCAAGGACCUCCGGUGCCUGAGAAAUACCAUCCACACCAACCUCAUGUUCACGUACAUGCUCGCCGACUUCAUGUGGAUCGUCACUACCACACUACAGGUGCUCGUGCAGACAGAUGCCUCUUCGUGCGUCAUUCUGAUGCUGCUACUGCACUACUUCCACCUCACAAAUUUCUUUUGGAUGUUCGUUGAGGGUCUGUACCUGUAUAUUUUGGUGGUGGAGACAUUUACGGGGAAAAAUAUACAGCUCAGCGCCUACGUAAUAAUUGGCUGGGGUGCUCCUGCUGUGUUCGUAUUGCUCUGGGGGAUAGUGAAGAGCUUUGCACCAAGAGCGUCGGAGCCGCAGGUGCACAGCACGGAGUCGCUGCUGCGGCACUGCCCGUGGAUGAGCCCAGACAGCUACGACUGGAUCUACCAGGCGCCCGCCAUCGUCGUGCUGGCGCUCAACCUCGUCUUCCUCGUCAUGAUCAUGUGGGUGCUGAUCACGAAGCUGCGCUCGGCCAACACGGUGGAGACUCAGCAGUACCGCAAGGCGACCAAAGCUUUGCUGGUGCUGAUCCCGCUGUUGGGCAUCACCUACAUCCUCAUGAUCGCCGGGCCCACAGAGGGCUUCUCAGCCGAAAUAUACCUCUACCUCAGGGCCGUGCUGCUCUCCACACAGGGCUUCACGGUGGCGCUAUUCUACUGCUUCCUGAACUCGGAGGUGCAGAACACUGUGCGGCAUCACCUGGAGCGCUGGAAGACGGCGCGCACGGUGGGCGGCUCCAGGCGCUACACGCGCAACUACAGCCGCGACUGGUCGCCGCGCUCGCGGACAGAGAGCAUCCGCGUGUGACGACGCGCGGCAGGCUGUCGGUGCAGCCGGCGGUGAGCUACCGGAAGCGCGAGUCGACGGCCAGCGAGACGACGACGACGACGCUGCUGGCCGCCUCCGCCGCCGCCGCGGCCGCCGCCAACAACGGCGGCUGGCGGCUGUCCAACGGGUCGGGCCGCCUGCUGCAGCCCUGCUCCAGCGCCGAGCACGCCGUCUGAGCGGCCGCCGACACUCUGCUCUGACGUCAUCCGGAGGCGUCGCGCAGUCCGCAUUGAAAACCAACAGCAAGUUACCUAAUCUGUAAUAUGUUUACCGAGGACAAAAAUACUUUCCCCAAUGGGCUGAUUCAAGUUACGGAGGUGAUUCAAAAAGCACAGUAACAAAUGAUUUCAUGGAGUGUUGUUGUUGUUGUGGUCUUCAGUACAGAGACUGGUUUGCUGCAGCUCUCCAUGCUACUCUAUCCUUUGCAAGCCACUUCAUCUCCGAGUAAGUACUGCAACUUACAUCCUUCUCAAUCUGUUUACUGUAUUCAUCUCUUGGUCUCCCUGUCCAAUUUUUGCCCCCCACUCUUCCAUCCAGUACUAAACUGGUGAGCCCUUGAUGCCUCAGAAUGUGUCCUACCAAGCAAUCCCUUCUUUUCCUCACCCAGUACGUCCGCAGCUCGUAGUCUAGUGGCUAGCUGUAGUGCGUUAGGGUCAAGGGGUUCUGGGUUCGAUUCACGGCCGGGUUGGGGACUCUCUCUGUUUGGGGAAUGGGCGUUUGUGUUGCCCUCAUCAUUUCAUCAUCAUCAUCAUUCGUGACAGUGGCACCAUUGGACUGUGGAAAAAAAUUUGACUCUGUAAAAAUUGGGGCCUUGUACGGGCGCUGAUGACCGCUCAGCUGAGCGCCCACAAACCAAACAUCAUCAUCAUCUUCAUCCUCAGGCGGGACCACAAAUUUCUGUUAUUCCCAGUUCUAUUCAGUACAUCCGCAUUAGUUACAUAGUCUACCCAUCUAGUCUUCAGUAUCCUUCUGUAGCAUCACAUUUCAAAAGUUUCUAUUCUCUUCUUCUCUAAACUGUUUAUCGUCCACGUUUCACUUCCAUACUGCACUUCAAUACAUGUAGAUAUUUUCAGGAAGGAUUUCCUGACACUUGAAUCUACACUCGAUGUUAACAAAUUUCUCUUCUUCAGAAACGCUUCUCUUUCCAUUGACAGUCUAUGGUUUAUAUCCUCCUUACUUCGACCACCUCAGUUAUUUUGCUUCCCAGAUAGCGUAACUCACCUACUAGUUUAAGUGUCACGUUUCCUAAUCUAAUACGGUCAGCUUCACCGGGAUUAAUUAGAGUGCACUCCUUUAUGCUCUUUUUGCUUUUGUUGAUGUUCAUUUUAUAUUCUCCUUUCAAGAUACCGUCCAUUCCGUUCAACUGUUCUUCCAAGUUCUUUCUUAUCUCUGUUAGAACUACAGUGUCAUAGGCAAACCUUAGAGGCUUUAUUUGUUCUCCCUGAACUUCUGUAUUGUAAUGAACUGGGCGCCUCCAAACGACGGAGAGGCUUCGUCCCUCCCGUAGCCCUCAAUGAUACACAACCUCACAACAGGCUACAGCACUCCACUCACCCCACCGCCGCCCCAUACCGAACCCGGGCUUAUUCUGCAGUGCGGCCCACAGUGGACAUCCCCUCCUCUCCCCCCCCCCCCCCCCCCCCUGGGGAAGGUCUCCCACCAGACGAGUGUAACCCCGAUCCGUGCGUGGUAGAGUAAUUAUAUUGUACGUGUACGUGCAGGAAGUGUUAGCUCAGCAACCGCCGACGUAAUGAAACUGAGGCGGAAUAUGGAGAACCAGCUCCAUUCGCCGAGGCAGAUGCAAAAGCGCCUUAAAAACCAUCCACAGACUGGCCGGCACACAGGACCUUGACACUAAUCCGCCAGGCGGAUUCAUGCCGGGGACCGCACGGCUAACCGGGCUGUUCUUUCCUUUACUCCUUGCUCUAUAUACAGAUUGAAUAACAUCGUGGGAUGUGUUACACUCCUGUUUCACUCUCUUCUCGGCCAGUGCUUCUCUCUAGUACCCCUCGACUCUUAAACAGGCAACUGGUUUCUGUACAAAUUGUAAUUAGAAUUUCCCUCCUUGUAUUUUGCACCUGAAUUUGACAGAGAGUAUUCCAGUCAACUUUGUCAAAAGCUUUCUCUGAAUGGUUGCUGACACGCAAUGUUGGGAUUCUCCGUUGCCCAGUAUCUUGGGUUCUGUGAAUUCACGUGACCGGAAAGUAAAACCAUGCUUCAUCACUCAUGUGUAACAAACCACCGUUUAUGUUGUUCGUACGCGCUGUGCAGUAAACUACACGUUUCUGACUUUCACCCACCCGUAAUUGCUCCUCAACUGUGAUACGAUAUGGCUUCAAAUUAAGACUUUUCAAUAUUCGCAACCACUUUUACUUACAUGUGCCUGUUGGACCGGUUGACGUAUAGACUUCUUUGGGCCUUGAAUAAUUCUUGCGUGAAUAUCUGCAAUAACUUCUUGUGUGCGAACUGAAGGAAUACUUUGUCGUUUUACAUUCUGCACAGACCCCCUAAGAGCGCCUAUUUUAAUACAGACUCUGCACAGCUUUCUUUGCUGGUAGUCUUCCAUCAGGAUAUUUGACCCCUAAAAUCUCUCGACUUUCCUUAAUCUAACUGAUUUACAAAUGUGUUUCCAUAAUUUCAAUUCAUUUUCUAUAGAGAAAGUCGUUUUGCAGACCGUAAAGAGAUACAUCUCACCACUGAUGAAAUACAGUAAACUGAAAUUCUGACAGAAGAAUGCUACCAAUCGAUUCUUGAGUUGGAGCAGUUUACAUGAGAAGUCGAAAUAUUGCAUUCUAAUUCGGGGCUGCUUUUAACUACCCCACCUUAUAAAUACAAUUGGAAACUGCAUGGAGUCAAUCAUGGGAUUUCGAAAAGGUGAUCUCUUAAUUUUGGUGCGCUGUGCAGAUCGGUAAUAGGGGCGUACGUUGCGUGUAGCUGGGCAUAUUUGAGGGACGCUCCUGCUGCCGCUACUGUUAUGGCCACCGACCAGGUCGUUUGUCCGGCUCAGUGUGCCAACGUGGUCAGUAAACAAGCAUUGUCCUGCAGUGGGUUGCUGGCCUGCACUGUGUUGUGCAGCGAUCGAUGCUUUCGCUUCCCGACUCCGAGGAGUCGCCCUCAGCUUCAGAUAAAAGACUUCCACAGUCAAUGACUUAUCGUAGAAUCCACAGAGUCUCAUUUUCCGUUCUCGCACAAAAAUCUCGUUUCCCCUUAUAGUCUUGUCAUACAACCACGACUUUCGUUACCAUCAUCGUGAUUAACUGAGAUUUCGAUUUCUGCCUCCAAACAUCCCCAUCUCAACAAGAGUGUCACUCCCUCUGUUUAAGCCAAUACUUUAUCAAGUUUCUUCUUGGUGUGCCCUGGGAGCGUCCUGCACGCCGUACGUUUGAAAAUAUACACUCCUUGUCAGGGUCUCAAGUCGUUGCGUAACGAAUUGUUUCGACGCUCUUUGCUCCUUGCAUCUUAACACCGUGCUGUUUCCUUGAUACUGCACGCUAAUACACUAGAGCGUGACAAAUUGGAGUGGAGCGUCCUUUCCAAACUGUUUUUCUGUCUAUGGAUGCAAGCCAUCGGUGGAGCAAUUGAAUCUGCUCACCACUGUGGGAUUCCACCCUCGCCAGCGUGAGCCCGACGCUUGUAACUGCUGUUUGCUGUCCGUGCGUUAGUCUAGUUUUGAUUCUAAUUGCAAUAUUGUAAUCAUCACGUGAACAAUUCUGUAAUAAAUAAAAAACACAGUGAACAUGAGUCUCCUCGCAGGUAAGAGAUGUAAUAUUAUAUAUGUUCGAAAACAUGUUUUGUUCAUUCUGUGCUUUAACACGGUGAAAGAAACUCGAGGAGAAUCAGAUUGGUUUACUGUAUACCGCUUAACAUUAUUUAAUGCUUUGGUACUGGUAAUACUUCACGAAGUUAGUGAAAAACAGUAGUCUUGGUCUUCGAGGAAGCAGAAGCAUUAAAAUCUUCAUAUAGUGCCUGAAUAUUGGCGAAACACGUAAAUGAGCAGCUGAAAGGCUUACCUUGUUAAUGAUGUCUGAGACCCUCAUAUGUAUUUUUAACCUCCCGUGUUGCAUAUGUUCUAUAAAUACCAUUUGUAGAUGUAGGUAUUAUGUGAAUAUUUCAGCAUUUUUAUCAGAGGUAUCAUCAUCCAUCUCGUCGCAGGAGAAAAGAAGUAAGAGGAAAAUCAGCUGCCACUCACCAAGACUCAUUCAUUACAACACUUUUCUCCACAAACAAUAGCAGAGACAACGAAGAUUAACAUGUCAUUUAAUUUUAUGAUAGAAAUGGAGAAUAAAACAGCUGUUUGUUUAAAUUAUUGCAGGUUGGCUAGUGAAAAUAAGAGAAAAAAUCCACUGUCAAUUCGAAAUAUUUCUCUCAGUAAGCACUGGAAUUGCUUCCUUUAUCUUCUGUGUAUGUAUAUCACAACUGUCAAUAAUUCUGACUAAUCUCCCUUUCAUACGUAAAACACUUGUCACCCACUGAUACAGACUUAAGGCUACAGGAAUGAUUUGUAAUGUGACUGACAGAAAAGUGGACUGAUUUCUACUUUUUCCUUUAGUCUUCAAUUAUUGUAGAUUUACUACAAACCAUUCCUCUCAUCACAUCUUAAUAAUAUGUCAGACGUCAAUGACAGCCACGUAUACACCAAACGACGUUGAGGACGGAGCGGAAAUCUCGCACUGCCAUCUUUGGGCACAACCCAAUGUAGACGAUUUGCCACUGAUUUUCUUUCAAAUUUUGAUGAAGUAUUAGAUGCUCGUAUUGCCGUGGGGGAGUGCUUACGUUGCUAUUUUAUUUUGAAGUAACCACUUUAUUUCGAUAUUUAGUAAUCUGAUAAAUCAAUCCCUUGGUCAUGACCAAGCUUCAUCUCGGUAAAUGUUGUUACGCUUACAUCAUGUUACGUCUUCUUCUCGGUAAAAGUUGUUACGCUUACUUAAUCUUAUGACACUCACAUCAGUAGCGUGCCCCUAAAAACGGUUACACACAACUACAAUAAGUGUGGAUACAACUAUCAUACAUGUGAAGUCCUUACAUAGAAUGGAGAAAAAUGCAACCCAGAUGCGGGUUUUGUUACUGUACCAAGUUACAUAACAAAUUAGAAUUCGCUGAAAAUGAAACACACAUGGCGUGGACAAUGUCGUAAUUCCGAAGUGGAAACUGCCUCAUCGGGGGCUCACUGGUUCGCUAUCCCUGCCCUUACUCCUACCCCAGCCCUCUUCCUAGUGUUAUUCGGUUACUUCAACCCAUUCAGAGGAUUAGUGAAACACCUGCAUGGUAGGUAGCACUCGACCCGCACCACGAUAAGCCUGAACUGAUUUAUGCUGAUGUAUUUCCGAUGUUACAAAAUGUAUUGACAAGCACUGUGAACUGAGAAGAAAUAAGUAGCAAAUACACAUUACAGACCCAUUCUAUAAAACAUCUGUACAUGAGAGUCAUAGUUACUGUACUUAUUGAAUUGCUGUUGCGAUGAUCUAUUAGGGGUGUGAUUGUACCCUUUACUCUGAUAGCACUGAUGGUGUAUUUGAUCUGCAGCUCGUGCUCGUAAGUUACUUUGACGAAAAGCAUUUCGGGACCAAAUGGAUGACAGGAGAAAACCACGACUUUUAUAAUAUUUGUCCCUCACUGUUCAAAGUAUAAAUGUAAUGAGUUAGUCACAUAACGCCUAUUUGUACUAAACAAAUUUGGACACAAGAAAAAAGGUAAUUUCAUCGUGAAUUAGGUAGUUCAGCGACAGAACUUCGGUUAUGUACUGUACAUUGCAGUAAUGUGAGAUAUUCUACAACUGCACAGUUUAGCGUGGAGGCGUGUGCAUCAUAUUGCUUAGGAGCAAGUACCUUAUUGUGCCGUUUGGAGAAAAUUAUCUGGAGACCAUAUAGCAGUGGCCGACACCUCAGCUUUCACUGCAGAUUAAGUAUGUCGUAAAAGGUAUCGAUGUACGGGUGUUUUAUUUUACGAAGGAGUAUAAGCCAUUCGUCCUUUCGUGAAUUCUUUAUCUAGGGCAUUGAUACAUACCAUGUAAAGAAGUGUGAAUUAUUAUAUACUUCUACGUUCACAGGGCUCCCAAAUCGUUGUUCUGUACGUUAUUUAUAAAGUAUUCCCAGGAAGGAGGGACAGAAUGUAAAUUAUGUUCGAGCCAACACUUUUUCUCUUCAUUUUUGUAACUCAAAGAAUUUGGGCCGCCUGCUGCAGAUUGAUUCGGGAACAGAGUGCUCUACAGGGAACUGUAUCUUUCAUUUGAAAACUAUGGUCCCCGUAUAAUGGAAUGCGACCAUUUCGAGUGCUAACUACAGAAAUUUGACACAUGCAUUCCAACACCACUCCCAGAAUGCAAACUCUCAAAAUUUUUUGCGCUGUGAUUGAUAAUAUAAGAAUAACACUAUUUUUGUGUCGUUUAGAAAGUUGUUGAGAACAGGUAUAGUUCAUUGCUUUCAGUAAGGUAAUGCCUUUUGUGGGACCAUCCCAAUACAGCCUGUGUAUAAAAAAAAAAGAUAGAAACCAAUGCCAAAGCGGUGUUACGAGACACGUUAUUGCAGAAUAUACCCGGAACUGAAAGACAAACCAACUACUGCAACAAGACACAUUUAUUGCUACGUUUCCAUUUGUGUGGUGAAGUUUAAAUUACAACCAUAAGACAGAUCUUUGGCGCAGUAGAUCUGUCUGCUGACACAAUCUUGGACAUACAACAGUAAAACUUAUAAUUCAUAUUAAAUGAUUUGUUUUCCAUUCAGUAACAUGUCACAGUUCAUUCCAAUUUACAUGCUCCACAUUCAAGUUAAUACUGUCAUUGAGCCAUCUUUUGGAAGUAAAUACAGAACUGGUUAUGUAAAUAAAUUCUGUCAAGGAAAGUAUCUGGGAAUUUAAGUUCCCACUCAUUUGAACCGAAUCUGCGUCGUCAUUCAUUAUAUUAAGAAAUAUGUAUGAUGUCUGUACUUGAUUUACAAUUGUACUCUCCAGAAUGAAACACAGUAGCAUGUACUUUCUAUAAGGAGCAAUAAUUGUUCCAUUAUACUUUCCUUUCCCGAUUCAUACUAGCAAUGUAACUGAAAGGUUAUCGAUGUUUAGUCUGUUGUGCUAAUAAACGAAUAGUUC
Schistocerca gregaria is the source of this 9345-nucleotide messenger RNA. RefSeq names its product diuretic hormone receptor-like. Gene Ontology annotation, biological process: adenylate cyclase-modulating G protein-coupled receptor signaling pathway; cell surface receptor signaling pathway. The record is from RefSeq and is a predicted model, not a curated record. The coding region runs from base 961 to 2244 and encodes 427 amino acids. NCBI's taxonomy places the organism in Eukaryota, Metazoa, Arthropoda, Insecta, Orthoptera, Acrididae. Gene Ontology annotation, cellular component: plasma membrane. Gene Ontology annotation, molecular function: diuretic hormone receptor activity; G protein-coupled peptide receptor activity; peptide hormone binding. The transcript has 14 exons.